AACUACACGUCCCACAAUACUUACGACUUCCUGUUUUAGUUUCUGAAGCGAGAUGAUUACGUAAGCAGUGUAAAAAAGACUCAUCAUUAGCGACUUCAACUUGUAAAGCGCCUUGAAACUAAAUGCCCACAUUAAGUUAUUUUGGGUUUAUGACUUCGGGCAAUCAUCAAGUACUGUUUAAUAAAAUACAUAAAGCAAGAAUAAAUAGAUGUGUCAAUUACUCACAAUUGGCCUACAAUUGGCUAGAUAGACCAAAGAGAGGGUCAAAAACUUGAUAGAAAUUUUUCAAUGUAUUUGAUGUAAAAAUCUUGUGAGUAUUAUACAUGGACCCCAAAGAAAGUAAACCUUUAAAACUCAAACAAAUGUAUCAUAUGUCAGGUGAAGAUACAAAUUUAGUUUUUUUGUUUAUUCAAAUUUGAUUUUCCCAAUAAAAAUAGGAAUAAAAGCUGGUAGGUGUAAAAAUAACAUAACAAAUGUAUUUAAAAUUGGAAAACAUAGUAUUGUUUUUACAAAAUCUGUGGUGAUACUCUUUCUAUAGUCUCAAUUAGAAGUAUCUGGCAACACAUGUUAAUACGAAAUGUAACUUUUAACAAAGUCAUUUAUAUUUACCACUUUUUAUGUCCUUAUUUAAUGUAAUUUUAAACACAUUACACUGUGAUAAACAAAUAUGAAGUUAAAUAUAAGCGAUAUUGUCUCAAUGCAUUUUGCCACUUAAAAAUGUAUUAAAUUUGUUUUGUUAUGUGGUGCAUGUAACAAAACAUGUGUCAAUUAAUUUUUAAGUUUAAAAUGUCAAUAAUUUUAACCCUGUAAUGAGACUGCCUUAUGUUAUCUUGUCACUAAGAGUUUUAGUUUCUUAAAAUACUGAUUAAGAUCAUAUAUUUAAUAUUAGACCAGACCCAUUUAUAUAUUUAUAAACAUGAUUUCAUCAUUUAAAAUGUGAGUAGGCCUGUCAUAUUACAGUAACAUGAUUAGCUAAAUGGAUGAGAUAUAUAUUUUGUUAUUAACCGUUCAAAAUGAUUGUUUUUAUUAUUGUUACAAUUAUUGAUAAAAUUGUAUUAUUCUUAUAUGAAAAAAAAUGAACGACAAAACUUCUGCUCAAAGGUCAAUCUAUGGAGUUUAUCUUAAUGAUAAGCCUAAAACACUGCGUAAAUAUCACUUUGUACCUAAGAUAAAGAGUUCAUUGAAAGUUGUCAGUAAAAUUUUUCCGGUGUUAUAAAUCUGCACUUUGUUAGUUUAAGGAAGCCUUCUGCCGCUUGUUUCUGUUCAAAUGAGAAAGUGGUCGCCCCUCUCCGGUAUGGGCGUGGCAGAAAUACUUGACGGCUUCGCACAUGCGCACAUCAUUUCGAGUAUCGCUUUAGUGAUCACACACAGCAAUGGGCAGUAAGCAGACAGCACAACAGCACUCUACGUAUGGCCACAAUAGAUAUGCCACUUACUAGGCAGCUUGUGGUGAUUUCAAAACAGACGAAGAAUGUCCCAAUCGGUGGAAUGGUGGGAGGCGUGACGAGUUUGUCCUGUUUUUCUUCUUGCUUUUGAAAUGAGAGCUUAGAUCACUGACUGAUCAGAGAGGGAGGGAGGUGGCCAUCAUCCCCUGGCCAUCAUCAAUCUCAAGAGCACCCGGCGCCAUCGCAUCACACAGCUUUGUGUUUCAGUAAGUUACAACCAGUAUGGCGUUAAAAUCUGAGGCAAACCCAUACAAAUUCCGUAAGGAUGUCGCGUAAUUGUGUGUGGCUGAGCUCGAGUCUCGGCUAAGCUUCAAAGGGUGGGCAUCUGUUUCACAAGAGAUCUGCAGUGUGGCAUGAGCAUUUUCGUUGAGGAAGGCUCACCAGUAACUGGUUGCAAGUGUCUUCAUUGCUCAUGCAUGUGUUAGCAUAAUGUUGCCAGGCGUUGGUGUAUUUGGAACAGGGCAGACAGUGCGUGCCCUGGUGCCGUUGCUCCAAAAAGAAGGCUUCCCUGUUCAGGCCGUUUGGGGACGUACACAAGAGGAGGCAGAAUCACUGGCCAAUGAGUUGGACAUUCCCUUCUCCACCAGCAAAACAGACGAUGUACUGCUACAUCCAGAAGUCCAUCUUGUCUGUAUAUUGACACCACCACCACACACACGGCAGAUCGCAGUAAAAGCUCUAGGUAUAGGUAAAAAUGUGAUCAGUGAGCAGGCGGCUACAUUGAUGGAUGCUUGUAAGAUGGUGACAGCGGCCAGAUAUUACCCACAGCUUAUGAGUAUUAUGGGAAAUUCCUUGCGCUUCUUGCCCGCCUUUGUCCAAAUGAAACGCAUGCUGGGGGAAGGUUAUUGUGGGACCUUGCAGGUAUGUGAAGCACGUGUAUAUGGAGGCUCAUUGCUCAGUCAGUCAUAUGGAUGGGCAUGGGAGGAGCUUAUGGGUGGAGGUGGCCUUCAUACUGUUGGCUCUUGCAUCAUUGACCUGAUGAGCCAUCUGACAGGGCGUCGGGCCAUUCGGGUUCACGGAAUGCUCCGGACUUUUGCACGUCAGGGUGGUCAAGGGGGAGGAAUUCGUUCUGUAACUGCGGAUGACUACGCUUGCUUUCAGCUACUGAUGAGUGGAGGUGUGGUCUGCAGCGUGACGUUAAACUUUAAUUUGCCCGGCACAGAUAUGCAUGAGGUCAUGCUUGUGGGUUCAUCAGGGCGUCUGAUUGCUCGAGGAACGGAGCUAUAUGGUCAACGGACCAGCAUGCAGAUAGAGGAGAUUCUUCUGAGUGAUGAUGGAGGAGGAGUAGGGCCAUCUGUCAGGGGACUGAACGCCAUGGUGACUCAGCUCAGACUUUCUUUUCAGGCACAGGAGGACAGGCGCUCUUGGGUGCGGCACCCUGUUUCCAUGGCAGCCUCAUUUGAGGAUGGCCUAUAUGUACAGACUGUUGUCGAUGCCAUCAAACGGUCAAAUCGCACUGGAGAGUGGGAGUCAGUGGAGGUCAAGAUCCAGGACGUGGAUCCUAACCACAACCACUGAGCCCUAUCACACUAAAAAACACACACUGUUACAUACUACAUAUACAAUUUACUAUGCCUAAGAAGAUUAGGCCUGGUAACAUUAUAGACCCAAGUUUACAAUAAAAAACUACGUUCGAAUUUUAAACCUAAAGAGCCUGAAUGCAUAAAACAUUAUUAUUGAUAUAAAUUUAUCAGUGGACUUCUGUGCUUGAUAAGCAGAAAUGUUUUAGUUUCAGGGCUGUUUUGUUUCUUAUUUACUGUAACACAAAUAAGAUGUGUGAAGCUUAGCUGUGAAACUCUUACUAAUUUUAUGUUGUUUAAAUUGCAUUAUUCUGCCUAAGUUUGAGCUCAUUUUUAUAUUUGUAUGAGUACUGAUUAUAAGGUUUAUUUCUGCUGAUGUUUUGUAUAUGCUAGAAAGUUCAGUGGCACUGAUUUACUUCCUAUGCUGGACACUAGAAAUCAUUACUGUAAUAUGCCUGUGACUUAAAAAAAAGUAACGUCCAGUGUAUUGGACAUGUAAACGGUUCUAAUAAGCUGCACAACGUUUCUUGAAUUAUAUUUUAUUGCAACAUUUGUGUCUGUUCAUUGUUUAAGAGUGACUGUUGGGCUAUGUAUGGACUGUUUUUAUUGUUGUAUAAUAAUAAAUAUUUACCUAAUUUAAAUAUAACAAAACGUGGGGUUGACAAAUAACGUUACCUGCAAAAU
Paramisgurnus dabryanus is the source of this 3649-nucleotide messenger RNA. It is a transcript of the gene gfod2, whose product is annotated as glucose-fructose oxidoreductase domain containing 2. Gene Ontology annotation, molecular function: nucleotide binding. The record is from RefSeq and is a predicted model, not a curated record. NCBI's taxonomy places the organism in Eukaryota, Metazoa, Chordata, Actinopteri, Cypriniformes, Cobitidae.